Cyphellophora europaea CBS 101466 is the source of this 1473-nucleotide messenger RNA. RefSeq lists its product as uncharacterized. The transcript has a single exon. Gene Ontology annotation, cellular component: cytoplasm; late endosome. The record is from RefSeq and is a predicted model, not a curated record. NCBI's taxonomy places the organism in Eukaryota, Fungi, Ascomycota, Eurotiomycetes, Chaetothyriales, Cyphellophoraceae. Gene Ontology annotation, molecular function: oxidoreductase activity. Gene Ontology annotation, biological process: retrograde transport, endosome to Golgi. The coding region runs from base 1 to 1473 and encodes 490 amino acids.
AUGGCGACAGUUAUCCUCGGCGGCGGCAUUAUCGGCCUUUCGAUCGCACACUGUCUUUCUCUUGAACGUCCGCCCUCUGCACCAGGCAACCCACACAUCCACAUCCUAGACUCCUCGCACUCCCUCCUCCUCUCCGCCUCCGGAUUCGCUGGAGGCUUCCUCGCGGAAGACUGGAUGAGUCCCGCUUCAGCAUCCCUCGCCGCCCUUUCAUUCCGGCUCCACCGGGAGCUUGCUUUGCAGCACGAGGGCCAGAGGCGCUGGGGCUACGCUGGCAGCCAGGUCUACUCGCUCAGCAUCGACGGCACUGGAGUUGUCAACCGCAAGAGGGGCCAGUCGCAGGAUUGGAUCUCCUCUGGUACCAGCCGUGCGAACGCUGCACCAGAUCUUCCCCCCUCCACCUCCUCGUCGGGGGACCCGCCCAACUCGACUGGCUCUCAAGUCGAGACUUUUAACCCAGAUGGCUCCCCGGCCUGCUUCACAGCCCAGCCCGGCGGCACUCUGUCCACAAUCGGUAUGCCCUCCGACUGUGCUCAAAUCCACCCCCGGAGCCUCUGCUCCUUCCUCCUCGCGCAGUGCCAGUCCCGCGGCGUGCAGCUACACCUCUCCGCCACCCCAACUUCCAUCGUUACCGACAAUGACAGCAGCACCCUCACCGGCCUCCACUACACGUCUCCGACCACCGAAGGGACCACGUCUCUCGAUUGCAGCAAUCUCGUUUUGGCAGCCGGGCCUUGGACCCCCUCCCUCUUCGCCACUCUCUUCCCACACGCCUCCACCCGAAUCCCCAUCUAUCCCCUUGCAGGCCACAGCGUCCUUGCCAAGUCACCACGCUACGUUGCCCCGUUUCCCCUCUCUCGCAACGAAGGCCCACCUUCCUCCAAAAACAAAUCCGGCGAGCAGCAGCAGCAGCACAUCUGCUAUGCCGUCUACUGUUCACCCACGCCAGCCUCCUUUAUAGGCCACGCCUGGACCUACGCACCCGAAGCGUUCGCGCGCCUGUCCCCCGAUGGCCAGACGGAGAUCUGGGUCGGCGGGCUGAACGAGCCGGACCUGGCGCUGCCGCCGCGUGCGGAGGAUGUGAAGCCUUUGCUGGCGAAGGGUAAAGGGUAUGAGGCGGCGAAGAGGGAGAUGAGGGGAUGUGCGGUGCAGUUGUGCGGAAGGGCGAUGGGGGACGGAGGACAGCAGGGUGAUUUAGGGGGGAGGAAUGAGGAUGAUUUGAGGGAUGUGAGUGAGGGGUUGUGCUUUAGGCCGGUGAGUGAGACGGGAGUGCCGGUGGUGGGGAGGGUAGGGAAUGAGAUGUUGGGAGGGGUUAAGACUGCUGGAGAGAAGGGAAAAGGGAUGGGCGGUGUGUUCGUGGCGAGUGGGCAUGGGCCUUGGGGGAUAAGUCUGAGUCUGGGAACCGGAAAGGUGGUCAGUGAGAUGGUUCUGGGGGAGACUUUGAGUGCUGAUGUAUCGAGGUUGGCCCUGGGGUGA